Histoplasma capsulatum G186AR is the source of this 921-nucleotide messenger RNA. RefSeq names its product phosphotransferase enzyme family protein. The coding region runs from base 1 to 921 and encodes 306 amino acids. The transcript has 2 exons. NCBI's taxonomy places the organism in Eukaryota, Fungi, Ascomycota, Eurotiomycetes, Onygenales, Ajellomycetaceae. The record is from RefSeq and is a predicted model, not a curated record.
AUGAAGCUCGACCAGGCAGUAAUUGACCUCCUCCACCUAGACGCAGCAAAUACCACAGUAAGCCGUGUUGGGGGCGGUUGCAGCAGCGCAUCCUCUGCGAAAAUCAGCACAAAACUUGCAGAUGGCACUGAAAAACACUUUUUCAUGAAAACCGCAACGGGAGAGGCUGGUAGGGUGAUGGUACAAGGCGAAGACGCCUCCUUAAAAGCCAUCCACGCCGUCGUCCCAACCCUCUGCCCGCAAUCCUUCGGAUGGGGCGCUCUCUCUUCCUCCCCUUCCUCGCCCCUAACCUAUUUCCUAGUCGUUGAUUUCCUCGAGCCUUCCUCACCCUCCAACUCAAUCUCCCGUCGCCAAGAACAUAAUUUACCCCGCAAAUCGCUCGCGGAGAAGCUCGCACAGCUACACACAACCCCAGCGCCUGUGCCGGACGGCUACUCAACGCCUCAAUUCGGCUUCCCAGUCUCGACAUGCUGUGGCGAUACAGCGCAGGAUAACUCCUACAAAUCCUCCUGGGCCUCGUUCUUCGCGGAGAACCGGCUCCGGUUCAUUCUGCAGCGCGCAGAGGCGGCGAAUGGAAGGCCUGAUGGUGAGCUGCGGCGGCUUGUGGAGAGGACAAUAGCGCAGGUUGUGCCGCGGCUGUUAAGCGAUGAGCAUUUGAAUGGCGGGCGUGGGGUAGUACCAGUGGUUGUGCAUGGGGAUCUGUGGUCUGGGAAUGCAGGGUCCGGCAGUUUGGCGGGGAGAAGAGUUGAGAAAGUAAUAUUUGACCCAUCAGCAUUUUACGGGCAUAGCGAGUAUGAAUUGGGGAUUAUGAGGAUGUUUGGAGGCUUUGGUGGGGGGUUUUUGGAGGAGUAUCAUCAUCUUUGUCCGAAGACACAACCCGUGGAGGAGUAUAAUGAUCGCAUUUCUUUGUAUGAGUUGUAA